This is a messenger RNA of Phycomyces blakesleeanus NRRL 1555(-), 2400 nucleotides long. RefSeq lists its product as hypothetical. Bases 1 to 2400 code for a protein of 799 amino acids. Gene Ontology annotation, biological process: phosphatidic acid biosynthetic process; cell motility; intracellular signal transduction. The record is from RefSeq and is a predicted model, not a curated record. Gene Ontology annotation, molecular function: D-type glycerophospholipase activity. The transcript is spliced from 14 exons. NCBI's taxonomy places the organism in Eukaryota, Fungi, Mucoromycota, Mucoromycetes, Mucorales, Phycomycetaceae.
AUGCUCGGUAAUUGCAGCAUCACUCUUGAAAACAAAUUCCGUCGAUUUGAAAUCAGAGGUGGUCAACGUGAAGUUGAAGAAUGGAUGGAGAGUAUUGACAAAGUGCAAAGCGAAAGCCCAUGGGUCAAGACCCACCGUUUUGGAUCAUUUGCUCCAAUUCGAUCAAACGCAAAAGUCAAAUGGUUUGUUGACGGUGAAAACCACUUUAAUGCUGUUGCAGAGGCUAUCCUAUCAGCAAAGUCUGAAAUUUAUAUUGCUGAUUGGUGGUUCUCACCUGAAUUGUACCUCCGCCGUCCUCCAGAGAAAAACGAAGAAUUCCGUAUCGAUAGAUUAUUGAAACGCAAAGCAAGUGAAGGCGUAAUGAUUUACGUGGUGGUUUAUAAAGAAAUGUCGGUUGCCCUGACAAUCAAUUCGGCUCAUACCAAACAAUGGCUCCAAGGGCUUCAUCCAAACAUUAUUGUUCAACGUCAUCCUGAUCAUAAGAUCGUUGGUGAAGACGUGUUCUUUUGGUCUCACCACGAGAAAAUUAUUGUGGUAGAUAAUAGAUUGGCAUUUAUCGGUGGUCUCGAUCUCUGUUUUGGACGAUACGAUACACAUUCCCAUCGUUUAGCCGAUCACCCUGCUGUUGGCCAUGAGCACAAGAUCUUCCCAGGUCAAGAUUACUCAAACCCACGUUCAAAAGAUUUUGUCAAUGUCAUUCAAUACGAUCAAACUCUUGUUGAUCGUGAAUCGAUUCCCCGUAUGCCAUGGCACGACGCCACUAUUGGUGUGGUUGGUCCAAUUGCACGCGAUAUUUCGCGUCAUUUCAUUCAAAGAUGGAACUUUUUAAAGACAAACAAGAGUAGCCACAGAUCAGCUGUGCCAUUUUUGAUGCCAAAGGGUGAAUAUGUGGCUGCCAGAGACGAAAGUAAUUUUACGGGAACAUGUCGUGUUCAACUUUUGCGAAGUUCUUCAAGUUGGAGUUCAGGUAUCGAGCGAGAGCAUUCAAUCUACAAUGCUUAUAUGGAAUGUAUCAGUGAAUCCAAGCACUUUAUUUAUUUUGAGAAUCAGUUUUUUAUUACUGUAACAUACUCUGACAAACUGUUGAAAAACAUGAUUGGACAAGCACUUGUUGACCGUAUUAAAAGAGCUCAUGCCAAAAAAGAAAAGUUUAAAGUAUUUGUUAUCAUGCCUCUUGUGCCUGCCUUUGAGGGUGACUUGGCAUCUGCAGAAUCUGCUUCUGCUCGAACCGUCAUGCAUUUCCAAUACACAUCAAUCUCUCGCGGAGGAAAUUCAAUUAUAGAAAAGCUUCGAGAGGCUGGCAUUGAACCUUCAGAUUAUAUUGGCUGGUACAGUCUUCGCAACUGGGACAAACUCGAACCCCCCUUUUCUGCCGCACCGCCAAAGCCAAAGCCAAAGCAAAAUCCAAAACCUUCUACUUCUUCAAAAAUCAAGAAAAGCGUGGAUGAUGAUACCAAGUCACCUUUUGAUGAUCAAGCAUCUUUGGACUGUGAUUCUGGUAUUGCCGAUGAUCCCUUUUCAGAUAAAAACAAUGUAGACAGUGAUGAUUCAGACGAAUAUGAGAUAGAUGAUCGUGACCAUUAUGUCAGCGAGUUGCUUUAUAUCCAUGACAAGCUCAUGAUUGUUGACGAUGUAACUGUAUUGAUUGGGUCAGCCAAUAUCAAUGAUAGAUCCCUUCUGGGUAACCGAGACUCUGAAAUUGCCAUGUUAAUCGAAGAUACCGAGGUCGUGAUAUCGCACAUGGAUGGAAAAGAGUACCGUGCUACUAAAUUUGCGCACACACUUCGGAUGCAAUUAUGGAAAGAGCAUCUUGGUCUCUUGGAGUUUGAUGACUGGGGUUCUCUUCUACCUAAAGCCACAGUUAACCGCUCUCCUGACACUCUUUCUCCUGAGUCACAAUCUCAUGUCCGUUUCAGAUCUCAUUCUAUUUCUCGUCCCGCAGACCAUGAAGAGGAUGACAUCUUUGAAUGUGAGGCCCAAGAGCCUGUUCGUGUAUUGGACCGCAUGAGCCGUACUCGCAGUCUCUAUGAUACAUUCAAUACUACCAAGCAGCACAGCCGCCAUUUGGAUGCAGCUGCAUUGGAUCCUCUGGCAGACCACUGCUACUAUGACAUCUGGCGUCGAACUGCCGAUGUAAACACCAAAAUAUACCGCGAUCUUUUCCGUUGUGUACCUGACGAUACUGUACAUACUUUUGAGCAGCAUCGCCAGUUUAUACCAGAUUCUAGCAUCCCACAGGGCCACGUAGCCGACCCUUCACGCUCUGGACGAGAGAUUCGACAAGAAUUGAACAAUGUUCGAGGGCAUCUAGUGAUGUUCCCCACUGAUUAUCUCAAAGAUGAAAACAUGAUGGGCUCUAGCUUGCUAGAAACCGUAACACCUCUUGUCAUUUUCACUUAA